GUGGCGGCUGCGUGCAGGCCAGGCACCUCCUCAGUGACGGGGGUUCCCUAGAAGUGGUGAAGGCGGGGCCGCAGGCUGAGCUGCCGCAGUAUCUCGACCCGCGGUGCGGCAGGUGCCGGCAGCGAGGGACGUAGCUUCAUCAAGAUCUCAUUAUGCAUCAGAAAAAUGAAAAAACAGAAGAAAAUUCUAUGGAGGAAAGGAAUCCAUUUAGCCUUUUCUGAGAAAUGGAAUACAGGGUUUGGAGGUUUUAAGAAGUUCUGCUUUCACCAACACUUUUGCAUUCUGAAAGCCAAACUGGGAAGGCCAAUUACUUGGAGCAGGCAGUUGAAGCAUUUCCAGUGCAGAAAAGCCCUUCAAAUCCAGAAAACGUGGACCCAGGAUGCACCUUUUUUUGCUAAGACAAAGUCCAGUGUGGCUGCUCAAAAUGUUAGUACUUUGUCCUCUAAAGUGAAAAGAAAAGACUCUAAACACUUCAUUUCCUCCUCAAGGACCCUCCUAAGACUCCAAGCAGAGAGGCUGCUGUCCUCAGCAAAGAACUCUGACCAUGAAUACUGUGGAGAGAAAAGUGUCUUGAAGGCAGUUGCUGACUUACCAGCAAGUAAUGUUUUAGGUCAGGCCAAUGGUCACAGACCUAGGACAGAGCCACAAGCUUCUGACUUUCCUAUGAAGUUCAAUGGGGAGAGCCAAAGUCCAGGUGAGAGUGGCACAAUUGUGGUCACCUUGAGCAACCAUAAGAGAAAGCGCUUUUGUUAUGGCUGCUACCAGGGUCUGGAGCACCACAGGAAUGGGGGACCCCUGAUUCCAAAAAAGUUUCAACUUAACCAACAUAGAAGAAUAAAAGUAUCUCCUUUUAUGAUGUAUGAGAAAUUAUCCAUGAUUAGAUUCCGGUACAGGAUUCUCAGAUCCCAGCACUUCAGAACAAAAAGCAAAGUUUGCAAGCUAAAAAAAGCCCAGCGAAGCUGGGUGCAGGUCACUGGGGACCAUCAAGAGACCCUUAGGGAAAACGGUGAGGGUGGCAGUUGCAGCCCAUUCCCUUCCCCAGAACCUAAAGACCCUUCUUGUCGGCAUCAACCGUAUUUUCCAGAUAUGGACAGCAAUGCUGUGGUGAAGGGAAAGAACUCUCAUGUGCCUGAUGGCCACACUAAAGGAAGCCCUUUCUUGGGCAAGGAGCUUAGUUUAGAUGAAGCAUUCCCUGACCAACAGAAUGGCAGUGCCACAUUUACCUGGGACCAGUCACCCUGUUCCUCUCCUAAGUGGGAGUGUACAGAGCUGAUUCAUGACAUCCCCUUACCAGAACAUCAUUCUAGUAACAUGUUUAUCUCGGAAACCGAAAGAGAAGUCAUGACUCUGGGUCAGGAAAAUCGGACAAGUACUGUCAGUGAUGACAGAGUAAAACUGUCACUGUGUGGGGCAGAUCAAUCUGUGAAUAGUGUAGAUGGGCCUGUGUCUGAAAAGACUGCUGGGAAUGAGAGCUCAUGCCAGAUGGAUGAGGAUGGAUCUCUCAAGCAGAACAUUCUUAGUUCUAAGUUGCUGGACCACCCUUACUGUAAAAGUCCCCUGGAGGCUCCCCUGACAUGCAGUGGACUCAAACUAGAAGAUCAAGCAGGAAGUGGGAAGAACAGUCAGAAAGUCUCUCCAGUGGAUGAUGAGCAGCUGUCAAUCUGCCUUUCUGGAUUCCUAGAUGAGGUUAUGAAGAAGUAUGGCAGUUUGGUCCCACUCAGUGAAAAAGAUGUCCUUGGAAGACUAAAAGAUGUCUUUAACGAAGACUUUUCUAAUAGAAAACCAUUUAUCAAUAGAGAAAUAACAAACUAUCGGGCCAGACAUCAAAAAUGCAACUUCCGCAUCUUCUACAAUAAGCACAUGCUGGAUAUGGAUGAUCUGGCAACCCUGGAUGGUCAGAAUUGGUUGAAUGACCAGGUCAUUAAUAUGUACGGUGAGCUGAUAAUGGAUGCAGUCCCAGACAAAGUUCACUUCUUCAACAGCUUUUUUCACAGACAGCUGGUAACCAAAGGAUAUAAUGGAGUAAAAAGAUGGACUAAAAAGGUGGAUUUGUUUAAAAAGAGUCUUCUGUUGAUUCCUAUUCACCUGGAAGUCCACUGGUCUCUCAUUACCGUGACACUCUCUAAUCGAAUUAUUUCAUUUUAUGAUUCCCAAGGCAUUCAUUUUAAGUUUUGUGUAGAGAAUAUAAGAAAGUAUUUGCUGACUGAAGCCAGAGAAAAAAAUAGACCUGAAUUUCUUCAGGGUUGGCAGACUGCUGUUACGAAGUGUAUUCCACAACAGAAAAAUGACAGUGACUGUGGAGUCUUUGUGCUCCAGUACUGCAAGUGCCUCGCCUUAGAGCAGCCUUUCCAGUUUUCCCAAGAGGACAUGCCCCGAGUGCGGAAGAGGAUUUACAAGGAGCUAUGUGAGUGCCGGCUCAUGGACUGAAACUCAGCAGGGACUCUGGGAGGUCUGACCAAGUUGAAGCAGAUGGUUUGUUACUUGAAUCUCCAAACACUUAUUUGAAUUUUUAUAGAUACUUCAGAUCAGUGGUGUUGGGCCACUAUUGUUACCUCAAAUUUGUUUUUUGCCCUAUUCUUUUCUCUAGCUACCGUGUACUAUUUUUUAAUGUUCAGUUUGGUUUUAUUUUUAAUUUUAUGGAUUCCGUGUGUUUCCCCCAUAUUUAAUAUUUAUUAUCCAAACGCAUGCAUAUAGACAGAGCAUGCAGUGCAGAGUAUUAAAAAAAAAAAAAAAAAAACCCUAGUAGAUUUGGUGCGGCUUUUGAAACUUAGAUGUGAACUGAAUACAGGUUUAAAAUUUAAUCCCAGAACCUAAAAGCGCAGGAUGUUUUCAAUACAACGUAACUCUGAGAAUGAUAGUUGUUCCCUGGGGCAUAAAGGGUAGCUAGGAGUGGUGGUUUUGACAAAGCCAGUCCUGUUUUACCUGCUGCACCUUUCACUGACUUCCCUCUCCCAGUGAGUCUUGCCGAGUUGCAUUCCUUUUGAAGGGUGAGAAGAAAGCCAAAACCUGACUGGUGUGUUCUGUUUUUAGAGGCACACUUAUAAAGUGCAGUGCCUGCUUUGGGAGGAGUGGAUUAAGGUGUGAGAAAAAGACAACUUUGGGGGUCCAAUUACAUUAACACAUGAGAAAUUUCGAUCUUGGCUGUAAGAAGAAUUCUAACAAAUUCCCACAUCUUAUAAAGGCUUUUGCUGGAACACUGCAUUCUCUGGAUUUUUGGUUUUGGCCCAUUAAAAAUGUUACUAUCCAUUAAACUAGUGGUCAAACACAUGAGAAUUCAGCCUUUCUAAGUACUUUACAAGUUGUGGUUAUCCUUGUGUGAUCUCCCAUAUGAAAGAAAUUAAGAUUUGCCAAACACCUUUCUUUUUCCAAAGGUGUUUAAAAUAUAAAUCUUCAAAACUGAAGACGGACCAGGUCUUUUGCAGAUGCGUGGGGAGGAGAGAAGAGGAAGGGUAACGAGACAACUGCACAGGAGCAGAGCAGAUGUUGAGUUUUUUUGCUCUUACCUCUAGUGAUCUCAGCAGCAUGCGGGGCUCCACGUUUUGUCCUUUGCUUAGCUGCAUUAGGAUUAAAGUAAUGGAUCUUACAUCUUUAUUCUAGCCUUUUGUGAUAUUUGAAAGGAAGGGGAAUCCAGAAAGAUGCAUGUUAAAUUACCCAAUUAUCUUUUGAAGUGGGGCAGAAAAAACACAAAGGUGUAUGUAAGAAUCGCAGAAGCUUACACAGAAUAGCAAGUUAAUGACAGAAGAUGCUUGGCAUUAUGCUGGUUAGGUGUGGGGUAUUGAAAAUAAAAAGCUAAAACGUGCAGUUUAACUUGGCCAGAAGGUGAGGCUGCCAGCAGUUGAGGGUAGAGUCCCAACAUAUUUACACGCAGGGUCCCCUCCCCACCCCCCCAUUCUAAGCACCAACACCAGUGUUUACGUUGUAAAGAGCCCCAGCACUCUCCAGAGCCCUCCGGACUUACUGUAAAACCAGGUCAGUAUUUCUGAGAUCAGAGGCACUUUAUGCUGCUACAGUUAGGGUUAUGUCAGCAUUAGCAAAGAUGACAGUUUAAGUGGGGAGGAUAUGUUCUUGAGGUUUUCCUACAAGAUUAUGCAAAAUGUGAGAUUUUUUUCAGAUCUGCAUGUAAGACAUUUGCUUAACUUUUGCGGGGGAGGGAGGUAGUUAUACAAAGUAGCCAGUACAACUAGGCUGUGGAUUCACAGUAUCUUAAACUUUAGAGCUCCAGCUAACCUCCUCACCGACAGAACGAGGCAUGUAGAAAAGACACAUACAACUGUGUUCUGAAUUUUCAUGGCCAAAACUUGAGUUGCCAUUUCCUCCAGUCUGAGAAAUGGUCACCCUCUGAGGCAAGCAGGGGUGCGCAUAGGUAACUAAAGCGAACUGUCGAAGGCCAGCUUCCCUUUCACUUCCAGUUUAAUAAGGCAGCUUGAGGUGCAUUGUCCAGCGUGCUUUUGCCUAAAUGUCAAAUAUUUUACGAAUCUAGUUCAAAAUGUUUCUCUGUUCAUGAAACUUGGUUUUAGCACAUAGUCUACUUUUCCCCCUAUUCUCGUGACUAGGUGUGAACCUCUAUUUAGUCCAAGCCCUACAUCAGAAGGGCCUUUGUCCUCUUGUUUGCAAUAAUUUCUUCCUUGCAACAAGGACAUUUUUGAAAUGUAGUCUUGGCUGCUGGUGGAAGAGGCAGGCAUUGUUUUAUUGUCACUAGCUUGGCACUGAAUUGUUUGGGUGCUCACAAGGUGGGCAGCCCUUAUGCUUUGGGGGUUGAGUGCAGGCCUUGUACAAACUAAAAGCUGCUUACGAUGUGCCUUCAAGCUGUGCCCAGUCCUGUCCAUCAACAAACUUACUGGUCUGUAGUUAUUCUUUCCAGUGAUUUGUCCGUAUGUUAAAUCUGUAGCAAUGAAUGUAGAUUUAAUUCAACUUUUAGUUGAGUUCUCUUAAGAAAGAGGACCUCUUAAGGAAGGGAAAAGCAGCAGUUGCUGCCAAAAGUCCCCAAAUCACUUUUUGGUUUUGCAUCAUAUUUUCUACUUAUCACUGAAUAUGAGUGACACCGGUCAUGUUGGAUUCAUAGUUGGAACAGAACAACAGCCCUAACUGGGACACAGCCAGCACUAGUCUAGAGCUGCCCUUUUUCUCUGCAGUUUUGGUUCACUGGUUCCCUGGGUUAGAAGUGCUGACUGGGAGAGCUCUGGAUGAAUCAGACCCUUCAAGCGUGUUAAUAGUGUGAACUGAAUAUACUGACUACCUGCUCUGCUUAAUUAAGAAACCGAACUAAUCAGCAGUUGUAAAGCACCUGCUUUUCUUACGUGUGAGGCUCUGCCUCCUGGCCUAUAGAUAAUUAAGACUUAGGGACUAUACCAUCAGAGAAGUGCUAAUUGUAUUUGGGUGUUACAAAAACAGCCUAGAUAAGCUGUUGACUUAAAUGGUACCUUUUGGUCAGAAAAAGAAUUUAUUUAAAGAUUGUGAUCAUGUAAAAUUACUCAAACCUUCUAGCAAAAAUAUUUUUUUGAAAAAUAAACUAAAUGCCUUUAUAAA
Molecule: messenger RNA, 5526 nt
Organism: Callorhinus ursinus (northern fur seal)
Lineage: Eukaryota; Metazoa; Chordata; Mammalia; Carnivora; Otariidae
Gene: SENP5
Product: SUMO specific peptidase 5
Biological process (GO): protein desumoylation; proteolysis
Cellular component (GO): nucleus
Molecular function (GO): deSUMOylase activity
Source: RefSeq, a predicted model, not a curated record